Messenger RNA from Synchiropus splendidus (mandarinfish), 1275 nucleotides. Its product is annotated as fibroleukin. Bases 1 to 1275 code for a protein of 424 amino acids. The transcript has 6 exons. The record is from RefSeq and is a predicted model, not a curated record. Lineage: Eukaryota; Metazoa; Chordata; Actinopteri; Syngnathiformes; Callionymidae.
AUGGUUGCACGUGGGUCUGUAAGGAUGCUGGCCCUGCUGUCCCUGUGGCUGGGAGCCCUGCUCGCCUCUCAGGCUUCUCCAGAUUGCACUCAUCCACCUUGCAGAGACAAACUGGUGGCGGCGCCCAUCCUGCAGGGCCGAGGAUCUGGAGCCGGUGUCGGGAGCUGCGACGGGUCAGCUGGAAAAAACAACUGUAAGACUGGAAUAGCUUCGCUCCCAGCGGUGGCUGAUGCUCCUCAGAAGCAGCACAGAAGCAACUUUCCGCCUCAGCCUCCCAAGGUGGCAGGAGUGAAGGAGCGGCUGGUCCAGCUGCAGCGCUGCAUGCUCACGCUCCAGGAGUCAGGAGGAGCCUGGAGCCCCAGUCAGGACAGCAGCUCUCUCGGGGGCAUCCUGGCUCUGAUGGCAGCCGUGCUGACGGAGUGUGACCUCCACUGUCACAGCCAGGCUCUCGGGGCGAUGGCCCAGCGACUGGAAAGUGUUGCAGUUGGAAGAGAGGGGGAGAAAGACCUCCUACUUCUCCUCAAAAGUAUCACACAGCAUCCUCCCACAGUGGCCCCGCAGGAAAGGUCUCACCCCCAGGACUGUGCUGAGAUCUACAGACUGGGCAUCAAAGAGAACGGUAUCUACACCAUCCAGCCGGACCUGCAGAGGCCAGCUCUGGAGGCUAAAUGCGACAUGGAGACAGCAGGAGGGGGGUGGACAGUGAUCCAAACUCGACGGGACGGCUCGGUGGACUUCAACAGGACAUGGCAGGAGUACAGGGAGGGCUUUGGCAGUCCUCUAGGAGAACACUGGCUGGGGAACGCAGCUCUGAGCGCGCUCACCUCCACUGGUCAGCACCAACUCCGCAUCGAGCUGGAAGACUGGCACCAGCAGAAGCGGCAGGCCACAUACAGCAACUUCAGAGUGGCUCCAGAGGCCCAGCGGUACCGUCUAACAGCCCGUGAGUACUCUGGUGACGCAGGGAAUGCUCUGAGCUACAGCAAACGCUACAACCACGACGGCCGAUCCUUCAGCACCAACGACAGGGAUCACGACCGCUACGCCGCUGGGAACUGUGGUCAGUACUACGGAGCGGGUUGGUGGUUUGACGCCUGCCUGGCCGCCAACUUAAAUGGCCAGUAUUACCGUGGACGCUACAGCGGCGUGACCAACGGUAUCUACUGGGGCACGUGGUACAUCCUGACAGAUGGGCGUACUGGAGAACGCUACUCCUUCAAGAAGGUGGAGAUGAAGACAAGACCGCAACGUUUCUUAGAACUUGUCAAACAUUAG